AUGGCUUUACGCGCUUUGUUUAUCUUCGCGGCGCUUAUCGCAAGCGGCACCGCCUUGUACAACAAGGAACGCGACCGGCUUCGUGCAAACUUACGGUCUUAUGAACGUUCAUGUGAGCUAAGUUCCUGUUAUCCCGCCACCGGUAACCUGCUAAUAGGCCGCGAGGCGCGCCUCUUUGCGUCCUCUACGUGCGGGCUACAUGGUCGUGAACGGUACUGCAUUGUUUCACAUCUGGAACCGAAGAAAUGUUUUUCAUGCGAAACUACCAAUGCUACCUACCUCAAGCCAGAAUAUAAUCACCGAAUACAGAACAUUAUUUACAAGUAUUUCCCGGGAACUCGAACCCGAUCUUGGUGGCAAUCCGAAAAUGGAAAGGAAAAUGUUACAAUAGAACUCAAUAUGGAGGCUGAAUUUCAUCUUACUCAUUUGAUAAUACAGUUUAAAACAUUUCGACCGGCUGCUAUGCUAGUUGAGAGAUCUUUUGACUUUGGACAAACUUGGCGUGUGUACCGAUACUUUGCCCACAAUUGUGAUCUUUAUUUUCCGGGAGUUCCUAAGCACACACAACGUUCACUGACUGAAGUGGUUUGUGAAUCUCGUUAUUCUGGUGUUUCUCCAUCUACAGAAGGUGAAGUUAUAUUUAGAGUUUUACCACCCAAUAUUAACGUGACCAACCCCUAUUCCGAAGAAGUACAAAAUCUAUUGCGUAUGACGAAUCUUCGAAUUAACUUUACCAAACUUCAUACGCUUGGUGAUGACAAACUGGACAAUAGAGCGGAAAUUCAAGAAAAAUACUAUUACGCUAUAUAUGAAAUGACCGUAAGAGGCUCAUGUUCCUGUUAUGGACACGCUUCUCGCUGUUUGCCUAUGCCUGAAGUAGAAUCUAAGAACAAUAUGGUACAUGGUAGAUGUGAGUGUACUCAUCAUACUACAGGUUUAAAUUGUGAAUACUGUGAAGACUUCUACAACGACCUUCCCUGGCAACCAGCAGUUGGAAAAACUUCUAACGCUUGUAAGAGAUGUGUAUGUAACAACCACGCAACUAAAUGUCACUUUGAUCCUGCUGUGUACAAUAAAACAGGCAAAAUCAGCGGAGGUGUGUGUGAUAACUGUCAGCAUAAUACGAUGGGUGUGAAUUGUGAACGUUGUAAGCCAAAGUUUUAUAAAGACCCCGCCUCGGACAUUCAGAGUCCAAAUAUUUGUAAACCUUGCGACUGUGAUCCGGAAGGUACCACAGAUAAAGAAGUACUUUGUGAUGAUGAGACUGAUACCGAAAAUGAAAAAAGUGCUGGACGCUGUCUUUGCAAAGCGAACGUCGAUGGAACAAGAUGUGAUAGAUGUAAAGAUGGAUUUUGGAAUUUUGACCCUCUUAACCCCGAAGGAUGUAAAGCGUGUACUUGCAACAGCUUAGGUACUAUUAACGAACGAGGCUGUGAUGCUGCAACUGGAAAUUGCUUUUGUAAACGUCAUGUUACUGGAAGAAAUUGUGAUCAGUGCCUACCAGAAUUUUAUGGUUUAUCUGAUAGUGUGGAUGGUUGUCAACCUUGUGACUGUGACUUAGGAGGUUCUUUAGACCGGGACUGCGAUGUUAUAACAGGACAAUGUAAAUGUCGCCCAAAUGUUUCAGGACGUCGAUGUGACCAACCUAUACAAAACUUUUAUGUAGGUGCCCUUGAUUCUCUCGUUAUUGAAGGUGAAUCAAGUCAAUGCGAUUCGCAAUCUGAUGAAAAUGCUAUUCAAAGUCAAGUUUGUCACGUUGUUAUUAGGGAAAAUUAUCCAGACGGAAGAAAAGAGACCUGGACCGGACCAGGUUUCAUGAAAUUACCCGAAAGUAGUACAAUUGUAUUUGUUGUAAAUAAUAUAAAGAAAAGUAUGAACUAUAAUAUUUUAGUUAGGUAUGAACCCCAGUCUCCUAUAGAUUGGGAAGAGGCUACUAUUUUAAUAAAACGACCACCACCCGAUGCAGACUCACCUUGUGCGAAUGUACGUCCAGAAGAUGAUACUAUAAAUAUCAGGUUACCAAACCAAAGUAGCCUACUUGUAACACCAGCAGUAUGUUUGGAAAAAGAUAAAGAAACAAUUAUUAGGAUUUACAUAGGACGUCAAGAUCACCGUGCUCCAAACGCCAGGGCGUCUAUCCUUAUUGAUUCCAUUGCACUGAUUGCAUCAAUUGAUAAUAUUCCAUUUUUAGCAAAAAAUACCUCAAUGAGAGAAGAAUUUGAUCGACACAACUGUGGCAACCAGUAUUAUUACAACCUUAAUAGAGAAAAUGUUCCAGAAAUUUGUAAGAAAUACCAUGUUAGCAUAGGUUUUUACAUCAGAAAUGGAUCUCAGUCUUGUCAAUGCGAUCCUACGGGUUCCAAGAGUCAUCAAUGCGAUCGGUAUACUGGAUAUUGUCAAUGUGUUGAAAAUAUUGUUGGAGCUAGGUGUGAUCGUUGUGCUCCUGGAACGUAUGGAUUCAGUAAAUUUGGUUGCAAGCGUUGUGAUUGUAAUAGUAUAGGAUCUUUAGACAAUUUUUGUGAUGCAGUAAGUGGACAAUGUAAAUGUAGAGCAAACACUUAUGGAAGAGCUUGUGAUUUAUGUCAACCAGGAUACUUUAACUUCCCCAAUUGCCAACAGUGUGAUUGCAAUGGACAUGCUAUCGAAUGUGACGACAAGACAGGAGCCUGUAAAGAAUGCAGAGAUUUUACUGAAGGCCAUCGAUGUGAAAGAUGUGUAGAAGGAUAUUACGGAGACCCUCGUCUAGGAGUUGAUAUACCAUGUAGGCCCUGUCCAUGUCCGGGGAUAAUAGGUGAACCAAACAAAAGUAGUCAUGCAGAUCGUUGUGAAUUAGAUGCUGAUACAAAUGAUGUUUUGUGCGAAUGUAAGGAAGGUUAUGCUGGGCCUUUGUGCGACGUUUGCGCUGAUAAUUACUACGGAGACCCAAUACAAGGCACAUGUGAAAAAUGCGAUUGUAAUGAAAAUAUAGAUUUAACAAAGCCUGGUAAUUGUGAUCCCUAUACAGGCAAAUGUUUGAAGUGUCUACACAACACUGCUGGCGAUCACUGCGAAAUUUGUGCAGAAGGAUACUACGGUAACGCAGAGGAAAAAUCUUGCUACCCAUGUAAUUGCUCCGAACUAGGAACCAACUUUACUAUAGGCAAUUGCGAUCGUAAUACAGGUCAAUGUCCCUGUUUCAAAAAUGUCAUGGGAUUAAACUGUGAUCAAUGCACCGAAAACCAUUGGAGAAUAGCCUUAGGAACGGGCUGCGAUCCUUGUGAAUGUGAUCCGAUUGGGUCUCUAUCAUCCCAAUGUAAUCCAUAUAUUGGUAAAUGUAGUUGUAUUGCAGGAUAUGGAGGUAGGCAGUGUGAUCAAUGUCAAGAAAAUCAUUGGGGUGACCCUAAUGUCGAGUGUUACGAAUGUGACUGCGAUGAAGACGGUUCUGUAACACGUCAAUGUGAGAGGAGUACUGGUUCAUGCGUGUGUAAACCAGGUAUUGGUGGAUAUAAAUGUGACAUGUGCGCAAGAGGGUACCUAGGUGAAGCACCGCAGUGCUAUGCUUGUGGCGAAUGUUUUGACAACUGGGAUCUUUUAAUAAAUGAUUUACGUUUACAAACGGAGUAUGCUAUAGGUAAUGCUAGUAAAAUAAAAGUUGUUGGAGCUACUGGAGCCUAUACAAGAGAUUUUGAUGAAAUGACCAAAAAACUGACCGAAAUUGAAAAUAUGCUCCAGAGUGCUAAACAAGGGCACACUACGGUUAUCGACUUACUUUCUAAUGUAACAAGUCUUCAGAACCUAUUAAAUGGUGCAGAUAAGAAAGUCACAGAUAGUAAAAAUAAUCUUAAUGCUUUAACGUCUAACAUCAGUCUUGGCAAUGUCACAUUAGACGGCUUAAGAGCAAGUAUUGAAAAUUUGAAAGGAAAAACUCUCGAUUUAGGAAAUAACGCUACCAAAUUACAAGAAGCUAAUUUAGAAGGAGCUCUUAACUUGACACGCGAAGCUAAACAGAGAGCUGUAGUGGCCGCUGAUGAAGCUGAAGAAGUACAAACCGUGAUUGCAAAUACAGAUCGACAAAUUAAAAAUACAGACCGUCUUAUCGAGAUGCAAUACUCUAAUUUUAAUAAUACACAAAAUGAAAAUGACAAGAAAUUGAAUAACAUCAAUGAUCAACUUUCGCAAUUAGAAUCUCAAAUUCCAAAACUAAAUGAAAAGAUGUGCGGUCAAGACAGUGAUGCAUGUGAUAUUUGUGGAGGCGCAGGCUGUGGAAAAUGUGGCGGUAUAUCAUGCGAUCAGGGAGCUGUUACAAAAGCAGAACAAGCUCUUGAUUUUGCAAAUAAAACUGAAAAUCGAAUCAAGGAGCAUGAACUUACAGCUGAAGAUUUAUUCAAAUUAAUUUCACAAGUAAAACAAGACACUAUCGAUGUACGGUCACGAGCAAAAGAUUUAUUAAAAAAUGCAUUUGAUUUCAAAAAUUCGGCAGAGAGAAUCACAAACGAAAGUCAGGACUUGACAACUGAGUUAAAAGAAUUUUUAUCAAAUACCUCUAAUACACCAGCGGACGUAAGAACUUUAGCUAACGAUAUACUUAAUUUGUCUAUCAGUAUACAGCCUAAAGAAAUCACAGAACUGUCACAACGUAUCAAUGCGUCAGUGUCUCAAUUGACUAACAUCGAAAAUAUAAUUGCUGAAACAAAACCAGAUUUAGAGAGGGCAAAAUCUCUGAAACUAAACGCCACGGUUAUUAAUAAGUCGGCUAAUUUGACGCUAGAAAUGGCAAACAAAGUUUUAGCGGCAUUAGAUGAAGCUCAAGCAGCACAAGAUGCUGCAGAAAAUGCCAUUAAUAAAGCUAAUAAUGACAUUGAAGCCGCUAAAAGCGAUUUGGCUCCUAUAGCUACUAAAACGGAACAAGCCCAAAAGAAAGCUAAUGAAACUAAAGAAGAAGUGGAAAGACUGCGCCUACGUCUCUCAGAUUUACAAAAAGAUAUAUUAAAGGUGGAAAGCGAUGCAGAACAGGUGAAAGUAGAAGCAAAUGAUGUCGUGAAUCGCGCUGAGGGCGCUGAACAAAAAGCAAGGCAAUUGAGGCAAGAUUUUAAACAAACUAAUAUGUCGCUUUCGGAACGUGCCAGUCAAACUUCCAAUUCAAGAGAACGAGCGCAAGUGCUUUUAAAACGUGCCACCAAACUUGCUAGCGAUACUCAAAUGCAAUUGAAAUUGUUAGCAAAUAUGGAAGAUUUGUAUAAUGCGCACAACGAUCAAUUAAAUACAUUGGAGAAAGAAAUAGGUGAUCUUAAUACCCAGAUGAAUUAUUAUAUGUCUGAAAUAACAAAACGUUCUGACAAUUAUAGAUCUUGCACUACGUAA
Molecule: messenger RNA, 5340 nt
Organism: Arctia plantaginis
Lineage: Eukaryota; Metazoa; Arthropoda; Insecta; Lepidoptera; Erebidae
Source: the annotation of a GenBank genome assembly